AUGUCCGCUAGCCAAAAUACCUACAGCAUCGCAUCCAUUCCAGCUGAUGGAAUUGGUCCAGAGGUUAUCGAUGCUGGUAUUACUGUUUUGAAUGCCUUGACCGAUACCCUCAAGACCUUCAAGUUGGACUUCAAGAACUAUGAUUGGAGCUCCGAGACCUACAAGAAGACCGGCAAAUACAUUCCCGAUGGAGGACUCGAGGAGCUUAAGAAGCAUGACGCGAUUUUCUUCGGCGCCGUCGGCGCUCCUGACGUCCCCGAUCACAUUUCUCUGUGGGGUCUAAGACUCGCCAUCUGCCAGACGUUCCAGCAGUAUGCGAACGUGCGCCCAACACGGGUGUUCCGCGGCACUGAGUCACCUUUGCGCAAGUGCGGCCCCAAUGACCUCGAUUGGGUGAUUAUCCGUGAGAACAGCGAAGGAGAGUAUGCGGGUCAGGGUGGCCGGUCCCACGCCGGAAAGCCAUGGGAGGUCGCGACUGAGGUUUCCAUCUUCUCCCGUCAUGGCGUGGAAAGGAUUAUGCGGUUUGCCUUUGAGACUGCUCAGAAGCGACCGCGCAAGUUGUUGACUGUGGUUACUAAGAGUAAUGCGCAGCGCAACGGUAUGGUUCUCUGGGAUGAAGUGGCAAAGCUUGUUGCUGCUGAUUUCCCCGAUGUCACUGUGGACAAGAUGCUUGUUGAUGCUAUGACUACUCGCAUGGUUCUGAAGCCCGAGAGCCUGGAUACCAUCGUUGCUACUAAUCUGCACGCUGAUAUCCUCUCUGAUCUCGCUGCCUCUCUGGCUGGAUCGAUUGGUAUCGCACCUACAUCUAACCUCGACCCCACACGGGAGUAUCCCAGUAUGUUCGAGCCCAUUCACGGCUCUGCUUUCGAUAUCACUGGUAUGGGUAUCCCAAACCCUGUGGCCACGUUCUGGACGGCUGCGGAGAUGCUUGCUUGGCUCGGCGAAGAGGAGGCUUCCAAGCAACUGUUGGAUUGUGUCGAGAAUGUAUGCGAGCAGGGAGUUCUUACCCGUGACUUGGGUGGUAAUGCCACAACGAAGCAGGUCACUGAUGCGGUUGUGGAGGAGAUCAAGAAGCUUGCGAUUCGCAAGGCCAUUAGCCCACCAUUGCCACGGGGCUCUCCCCGACUGGCUGAUAGCGGAUUAACUCCUGGGCCUGAAGACACUGUUCGCCCUACCAAGAUCGUCAACUCGCCAGUACAGCUUACCCAUAUUCGUGAUUUAUCGAAUGGUAAUAAUGUCGACACGAUCCGACUACGCGACAUUCUCGGAGAUCCCAUGAUCCGGGAAUGUUGGCAGUUCAAUUUCCUCUUCGAUGUGGACUUCCUCAUGUCACAGUUUGACGAAGAUGUCCGGGGUCUUGUGCAAGUCAAGGUUGUGCAUGGAUCGUGGAGGAGAGAGGAUUCAAAUCGGAUUCGAAUUGAGGAAACAUGUUCGCGAUAUCCUAAUGUUGAGCCUAUUGUGGCGUACAUGCCGGAACCUUUUGGGACACAUCAUUCCAAGAUGAUGAUUCUUCUUCGGCACGAUGACCUAGCUCAAGUCGUUAUCCACACUGCGAACAUGAUCGCUAUGGAUUGGACUAAUAUGACACAAGCCGCCUGGUGCUCUCCACUGCUUCCCCUAGAGAGAAUAAGCUCAGCAGGACCUCCGACAGGCUCAAAAAUCGGAUCAGGCGCACGGUUCAAAAGGGAUCUUCUAACUUAUCUGAAAGCAUAUGGACCUAAAAAGACCGGCCCGCUAGUUCAGCAGUUAGACCGCUAUGACUUCGGCGCUAUUCGCGCAGCCCUCAUUGCUAGUGUCCCGUCCAAAAAGCACAUCAGUGACUCCAGCUCAGAAGAGGACACACUAUGGGGCUGGCCUGCACUGAAAGACUUGAUGAGCCAAAUACCCAUCCGGCAGAAAACCACAGGCAAGAAACCACAUAUAGUCAUCCAGACAUCUUCAGUAGCAACCCUCGGCCAAACAAACAAAUGGCUCAAAGACGUCUUCUUCAAAGCCCUCAACCCAACAACACAACCAACAACCUACUCGAUAAUUUUCCCAACCCCAGACGAGAUCCGCCGUUCCUUAGACGGCUACAACUCCGGCGGCUCAAUUCACAUGAAAACACAAAGCGCAGCUCAACAAAAGCAACUCCAAUAUAUGCGUCCGUACCUCUGUCAAUGGGCAGGUGACUCCAUCCCUCCAAACCAAUGCAUCGACCUAUCCGAAGACAGCCCCCCGAGACGUGAAGCAGGCCGUGCCCGCGCUGCCCCGCACAUCAAGACUUACAUCCGUUUCGCGGACGCGGACAUGAAGACUCUCGACUGGGCGAUGGUGUCGUCGGCGAAUCUGUCCACGCAGGCGUGGGGCGCGAACAAUAAUUCGAGUGGUGAGGUGCGAAUUUGUAGCUGGGAGAUUGGUAUUGUUGUUUGGCCAGAGCUUUUCCGAGAUGGGGGUUGUGACGAUGUUGCUUCUGCUUCUGCUUCUGAAUCUCUAGCGGAAGGGGAAUCCCUUGCGCCGGACGCGCUGAUGGUUCCUUGCUUUAAGCGGGAUCGUCCUGCUGUGUCUGAGGAGGCUGAGACGGCUUCUGUGGUCGUCGGGUUCCGGAUGCCCUAUGAUCUUCCGUUGACGCCAUACGGUGCAGGCGAUGAGCCGUGGUGUGCGACUGCUUCGCAUCAUCUGCCGGACUGGCAGGGACAGAGCUGGAUUGUUUGA
Penicillium griseofulvum is the source of this 2694-nucleotide messenger RNA. RefSeq names its product tyrosyl-DNA phosphodiesterase 1. Gene Ontology annotation, biological process: DNA repair. Gene Ontology annotation, cellular component: nucleus. Gene Ontology annotation, molecular function: phosphoric diester hydrolase activity; NAD binding; oxidoreductase activity, acting on the CH-OH group of donors, NAD or NADP as acceptor. The transcript has 7 exons. The record is from RefSeq and is a predicted model, not a curated record. Bases 1 to 2694 code for a protein of 897 amino acids. NCBI's taxonomy places the organism in Eukaryota, Fungi, Ascomycota, Eurotiomycetes, Eurotiales, Aspergillaceae.